Molecule: messenger RNA, 1500 nt
Organism: Linum trigynum
Lineage: Eukaryota; Viridiplantae; Streptophyta; Magnoliopsida; Malpighiales; Linaceae
Source: the annotation of a GenBank genome assembly
GUUCAUACAAUCAGUCCUAACAUACAAAACUAGGGUUCUUGUUAUAUCCCAACUAGCAUCGUUUCUUCAAAAACAGCGUUACAUCGUACAAGUGAUUGCAAUGCAGUUCAAAUUUCGGGGACGAAAUUUUUAUAAGGGUGGAGGAAAUGUAACACCCCGACAUUUGGGUGUGGGUUCGACCAAACGGUUGGAUCGACGAUUACGUACGAAGCAUGAAAAUUGUAAAUUAGAAAUAAUAAUAACAUUAAUAAGUAAUGUUAUUAUUAUUACUAUUAUUAUUAUUGUUAUUAUUAUUAUUAGGCAAAAUACAGCUGUAUAUCCACAACUUUCAGCUUUGUGACAAAUAUAUCCACAACUAUCGAAAUACACGAUAUAUCCAAAAAUCAGAGGGUCGUGUGACAAAUCUAUCCGAUUCCGUUUGAAACUUUAACGACGUCUCAGACGGCGUGGAAUACACUAACGGAAUGCUGACUCAAUGCCGUAUCACUUGCCACAUAAGCCAAAAAGCAAUAAAAUGUUACACGUGGAUGCCAAAUAGGCUAAAUGAAUAAAAACAAAAACAAAAAUUCCACUUCCCCUAUUUAAUCCGUCGGGCUCUUCUCUCUUCCCCUUUUCCCCAAUCGAAAAAAUUACGGUUCAUCCUUGGACUUGGUUGUGGUUCGAAUUCAAAAUCGGCGCCGUCGGAGAGGACGUCGCUGCGUGCGUUGAGCAACCUCGUCACCGGCGGUAGUCAAAGACAUCGUCAACAGACAACUUCGCGACACGCAUCACUUCAGGUUGGAGCAAAUCUGAGUUGGGCGAGGUUUGUCUCGAGAUGUCAAAGCGACGAUCUUCAUCUGCGACAAGCAUCAACAGCGGUGGGGUGGUUCUUUGCGAGCACAAUGUUCCCGCUGUCGUGAAGACAUCAGGCACCUCGACCAACCCAGGCAGACAGUUUUAUGGAUGCCCAUAUUGGCAGAAUGUGGAUGGGAAACAGAAGUGUAGGUUUUUUAGGUGGGUCGAGAGGAUUGAUGAUGGAAACCAGGAUCUUGAGGCAAUAAUAAUACAGUUGGAAGAUGCAUUGCGCCUCGCUGAGUCCAAGGCGGAGAGGAGGAACAAGGAGAAAAAUGCGUUGAUCAAAGAUAUGGUUGCUCAAGGAAGGAGAUUGAACGAUGAUAUUUGGGCUAUUCGCUUAAUGAUAGGCAUUGUGAUAGUUUCCAAUGUUUUCUUUCUUCUAUUUUGUGGAGGAACCAAACUUGUUUGUAGAGGAUGGGGGGAAGUAGUCUAUGUAACAGCAGGGUGAUUGUUUUGAAUGUAUUUGAAAUGGACCAAGUAGUCUGUGUAAUGUGCUUUUGUAUAAUGGAACAAGUAGUCUGUGUAAUGUGCUUUUGUAUUUGAAUGUUGUGACUGCAAUGAAAGUUGAUAUUGAAAUGGACCAAGUAGUCUGGAACAAAGUACAUAUUACAAGCAUCCCCUAAUAAUACUACUUGAGUCAUCCCCUAAUACAUAGCAUUCCUAAUG